This is a messenger RNA of Castor canadensis (American beaver), 1133 nucleotides long. NCBI's taxonomy places the organism in Eukaryota, Metazoa, Chordata, Mammalia, Rodentia, Castoridae. The record is from RefSeq and is a predicted model, not a curated record.
CCGGGCGCGCAUGCGCCGGCGACUGGCCGAGGGCUGCGGGGUCUCAGGGGCCACACCGGGCUCCCGGAGCGAAGGCGCUUCCGGCGCAGGUCGCGCGGCGGGGACGCAAGUUCCAGGAGGACCUGCGGCGACGUCUGACACACAGGCCCCGGCCGGCCAUGAAGAGCGACGCCUCCACCUCCGCAGCCCCCGUGAAGGGGCUUGGGGGGCCCCUGCGGAGCAGCGAGCCCCCGCGCGCCGCCGCGUCCUCGUCCCCCGCCGCGCACCUGCUGGAGGAGGCGGCCGAUCUCCUGGUGGUGCACCUGGACUUCCGCGCGGCGCUGGAGACCUGCGAGCGCGCCUGGCAGAUCCUGGCUGGCGACGCCCCUGCCGAGGGGCCCACGGGCUCCUCUGUGGAGGUGAAAUGCUCCUUGUGUGUUGUGGGGAUCCAGGCUCUGGCAGAAAUGGAUCGGUGGCAGGAAGUCCUCUCCUGGGUCCUUCAGUAUUACCAGGUCCCUGAAAAACUACCCCCCAAAGUCCUGGAGCUGUGCAUUCUUUUAUACAGCAAAAUGCAACAGCCUGGAGCUGUGCUGAAUGUAGUCAGUGCCUGGCUACAAGAUCCAGACAACCAGGGCCUUCCAGAAUAUGGAGCCUUAGCUGAACUCUACCUGCAGCGGGUGCUCCUGCCCCUGGGCCGCUUGUCCGAGGCCGAGGAGUUUGCAGUGGGCUCUCCUGCCCUUGGUGAGGAGCAGCGACUAGAAAUGCUCCAGGCUGUUCAUACAGUGAGGCAACAGCAUAAACAGGAGCAUUCAGGCUCCAUGGAUGUCCAGAAGCUGAACCGGGAAGGGUUGUUCUCCCAUAAAUUCCUGUCACUACUGAUGUUGCUUCGCCGGCUUUGGGACUCUGCAGUGAGCCACCUCCUUUCUCUGCCCUUGAGGAAAAGCCUCUUGGCUGCCUUGAUCCUCUGCGUCUUGAUGUUGAGGUUUGACCCAGCUUCUCCCUCUUCACUGCCCUUACUGUACCAGCUGGCUCAGCUCUUCCGCAGGAUCCGGAAGGCCACGUUUACUCAUCUUUACCCACUUGCCUCCAUGACUGAGUGGUUCUCUCUGAUUGCUUUCAGCCUCUCAUGUUCACACCCCACAGAAGCAGAGUAG